This is a messenger RNA of Scheffersomyces stipitis CBS 6054, 1518 nucleotides long. RefSeq lists its product as uncharacterized. Gene Ontology annotation, biological process: monoatomic cation transport; intracellular calcium ion homeostasis; transmembrane transport. NCBI's taxonomy places the organism in Eukaryota, Fungi, Ascomycota, Pichiomycetes, Serinales, Debaryomycetaceae. The transcript has 2 exons. Gene Ontology annotation, molecular function: monoatomic cation transmembrane transporter activity. The annotation marks the transcript as partial. The record is from RefSeq and is a predicted model, not a curated record. Gene Ontology annotation, cellular component: membrane.
UCAUACUGUCAUUAUAUCGAGAAACACUGCGAUCCAGAAUACUUCGCCAUAUCCAAAUACUACUUCUGUUCGCGAUAUGUGGGAUCGACGUCUCUCCUUUUAGCCGUUUCAUUGGCUAUUAUUGUGACAUUGGUGGUGAUUCUCCUUUCGCUUACCAUCUUAGUCGCGAACUACUUGUUCAAGAACUUGAACGAUGUAACGGUCAAUUUGAACAUUAACAACCAGAUCUUGGGAUUUAUCCUCGUGCCUCUUUCGAACACUUUCCCAGACAUGAUUAACUACUACGUGGCUCUUAACUCAGGUUCCUCGGACCUUGUCAUUGGCCAACUAGUUGGUUCUAUACUUAUUCUUUUCACAGUAGUCAUUGGUCUAAUAAGUGUUUUCAACAGUCCUUUUGAAGUCGUUCACAAGAAAGUGCUAGCCAUUGAUUUUGCAUGGGUUCUCCUUGUUCUUGUUAUUUUUCUGUAUAUUCUUCUGGAUGGUAGGAUAACCAUCGUAGAAUGUGCCUUCAUGGCUCUGGCAUACUUGGUCUACAUUGCCUUCUUGUGUCUUUUCAAUAAGGAGAAAAUGUCCGAAGACCAAGAAUGUCAAAAUCUACUUUCGCAUCAAGCCCAUCCUAACCAUCUGUCGGAGUACCUAGAAGUGCCGUACAAUAUAGAAGAUGCACUCAGUAUUCUUUCCAACGAAGAAGUUAGCUAUGGCGCCAUUUCUCCUUCUAAGUCUCCAUCCAGUCUAGUAGAAACAGAAGAUUUGGAACAACAAAAGGCCCUUUCCAUUUCUAAGUUCUUUGUCAACGUGAUAGACAUGAUAUUCUUUAUACUUAUUCCUAUUCAUUUGACCGAGCGAGACCUGGAUGAACUCCAUUGGAAACAUAAAAUUAACGAAUACAAAGCCCUUCAUUACUGGUUUCUUAUUGAAAUUCCAUUACUAUUUAACUACCAAUUUUUUCACUUCGCGUGGACUACUUUGAUAUCUAUAAUUCUUGUUGAAUUUCUUUUGGUGGAAUUAGCAUACGACCACGUACCUCCAAAAUUUAGGAGCAUCAUCAUAAGUAUUGCUGGAGUUGCAAAUACGCUAAUAAUCACCUCUGAAUUUUCAAUGAAGAUUCUUGAGAUCUUGAAGAAUUUUGGACUUAUAUGGCACAUAUCUGAUUACUUGCUAGGGUUACUUGUUUUCUCCAUCAGUAAUUCGAUCAAUGAUCUUGUUACAAACUUAACCAUUUCGACAAAGAUCAAUCCUAUUCUAGGGAUAAAUGCUUGCUUGGGUACUCCAAUGUUAAUCAUUCUACUUGGAAUUGGAGUUAAUGGAAUAAUUGUUCUAUUAAAACAUGGACAAACCGCAAUCAAGUUUUCGUUGACAGAUAAUGUGGUGAUCAGUAUGACCUCUCUAUUAUUGAUAGUGGCAUUUUACUUCGUCUACAUUCCAUUGAAUAAUUGGCAAUUUGAUAAACGAGGAGGCUUGAUUCUUAUUGCUUGGUAUGCUAUGACCACCGGUGUCAAUUGUUAUUUAGAAAUGUGA